AUGUUGGAGAGUUCGACAAGUUCAAAUUGCAGCUGUCGUUACUGCGAGUGUGGGUCAGAAAUCAAACGUCAGACUUCAUGGACAGAUUUGAAUCCUGGAAGAAGAUUUGAGGCAUGCUGCAAUAAUCGAAACAGUAAUAGUGGGUUGCAUUUUUUCGCAUGGGUGGAGAAUGAAACAUGCCCACGAGGAAAGGAAAUCUUGUUUGGGUUACUUAGAAGACUAAGAGGAAUGGAAGAAGAGAAGAAUACAUUAGAGCAAAAACUGAGAGAAGAGGAAGAAGAAAUCAAGAUUUUGAAAAAACAGAAUCUGGGAAUGGGUCAACAAGUUGUUGUACUUGAAGGGGAAAUUUUGAGUUAUCGACAAAGACAAAGGUGGUUCUGGGUUGUUGUUGUGUUGUGUUUUAUGAUUGUGAUAUUGUUCAUCAAUAUGGAUGAUUUGGUAGUGUAG
Messenger RNA from Prunus armeniaca (apricot), 447 nucleotides. NCBI's taxonomy places the organism in Eukaryota, Viridiplantae, Streptophyta, Magnoliopsida, Rosales, Rosaceae. The record is from the annotation of a GenBank genome assembly.